AUGUCCUCACUAAUAACUGCUGUAUUUAAAGCCACUAUCGGCCUGUUGGUGAAUAAAGGAAGAGACAAACUGGCAGAAAAGUUGAAUGAGGGUGAUGUUACAGAUCAGAAAUUCCAUGGCCUGAUCGUCCGUGAAAUAGAUGAAAUAAAAUCGAAGUUGGAUGGUUUAGCAAGAAAGGAUUUGUUAGCGAGUAUCAGCCUUUUUAGGGAAGGGAUCGAGUUGUUGUAUGAGGUGUUUGAAAGUACCAGGUCCAGUAGCGAGCAUCGCACGAUAACAGCAGCUGCAACAGUUGGUGCUGAGCAAUUCGAUAUUGCUAAAGAAAUAAGGAAUUUGGAACUUUCUUCCUUGGAUGAGUCCGCUACGAGGAAACUUGGGAGUGCGAAGAAGAGAUUUGCAGAAGCUCGUCUUGAAGCAAUAAAAGCUUAUAGUAAUGAAGCUUUGAAAUUGCCUGAUCGUCUGUUAGCUAUGCAAUAUCGACUGAUGGCGACAAUACUGGAGACAGUUGACAAUCCUACCGACGCAUUAGCGGCUUGUACAGUCUGCCUUGACGAGUUACACAAAGUGCCAGCUGUUAAAGAAUAUUUCAAAGUUGAGUUGGAGGAAGGAUUGAGGGCUCUUUUUAACAAAGACGAAAGAAGGCAAAUAAUUUUUUCUGUCUGUCACGCUAAUCGUGUGAUCUAUGAUGUAAUGAACAUGCUCGGUAGUGUAAAAAGAUGGACGUUGCCUUAUGUUGAAACUGGCAAAGAGAAAGUGGAUCCGCUCCGCGACGAAAGAGUUGUUAAAGCGCUGAAAAAACAAGGUAAUGAACACUGCUGUUUACUAUGGUCAUUUGGUCAGGAGGGUGAAGAGAAGCACAAGCUAAAGGAUCCGCGUGGUAUCGCUACAAACACCAAAGGACAGUUCCUGAUAGCAGACGAUGGAGAUGAAACCGUGAAGGUGUUUGAUAGCAACGGAAAGUUUGAUUUUAGGUUUNAAAAAGAUGGACGUUGCCUUAUGUUGAAACUGGCAAAGAGAAAGUGGAUCCGCUCCGCGACGAAAGAGUUGUUAAAGCGCUGAAAAAACAAGGUAAUGAACACUGCUGUUUACUAUGGUCAUUUGGUCAGGAGGGUGAAGAGAAGCACAAGCUAAAGGAUCCGCGUGGUAUCGCUACAAACACCAAAGGACAGUUCCUGAUAGCAGACGAUGGAGAUGAAACCGUGAAGGUGUUUGAUAGCAACGGAAAGUUUGAUUUUAGGUUUUAUCCUCAAACUGAUGGCUUCUAUAUAAUAUUGUUAGAAAUUUGCGAUGUCGCCACUGCAGGCGAGGACGACAAGAUCUAUCUACUUGUCAACCUGGUCAAGUGUAAGACUGAGCAAUGGGAGAUAGAUCAUGAAGUCCAUGAAGUGCAAGUCAAUGUCAGUGAAGUGGAAGUGCAGGUUUUUAACAAGACCGCUGACCUACAGCACAAGUUUCCUGUGAGGAGCGGAAUCUGGGGCGGCAGUCUAACAGUGAGCAGCGGCAAACACGGCAAAAUUCUGCUGUUGGCAGAUAACGUUGUUGAUGUUCACGAGCCGAGUGGCGAGCUUGUUUGUAGCUUUGGUGAGGGAGUGUUCAAGAGGGCAAGAGAUAUCACUGCUACUUGUGAUGGUCGCGUCAUGAUAGUGGACCCAGACGAUGACAGUUUGUAUUUAUUUGAUGUGGAGGGCCACCAGCUUGGCAAAUUUAAUAUCAAAUAUGAGACAGAUGUCUAUCAUCGCAUUGCAUGUCACCCGGCAAGUCAUGUCGUCCUCGCUGGUAAGGAACGAGAGAAAGACCGCCUGACGCUGGCUAUAUACACUGUUAAUGGCGAAUUUGUUCGCAGAAUUCAGCGGGAUGAAGAAGUAGAGUUUGUACCUUAUUCACUUGUUGUACGUGGAAUGACAGUGACCGUGGAGGGUCACAUUGCUGUGGCUUUUAAGGGCAAAGAUGGCAAAGAAAAGGUAAUAGUACUUGGUUAA
Messenger RNA from Porites evermanni, 1976 nucleotides. The record is from the annotation of a GenBank genome assembly. Lineage: Eukaryota; Metazoa; Cnidaria; Anthozoa; Scleractinia; Poritidae.